AAAAAAUCGAGUAAAUGUCAUCGGUGCUGGAGUUGUGGGGCUAACAACUGGUUUAGUUCUUCAAAAGAAUGGAUAUAAAGUAAAAAUUAUUGCUGAACAUUGGCCUGGUGAUUUAAGUAAUAAUUAUACAAGCCCGUGUGCUGGUGCCAUUUUUUCUCCACAUGAAUUUUUUGACGAACGUUUCGAAAAAAUCCAAAACGUUUCAUACAAAACACUAUGGGCAUUAUCAAAUAUGAAUGAUACCGGUGUCAUACGUCUUCCAAACUUUAUGUUUCACGAAAAAAAUCCUCAUAUUGAUGUCGAAAAAUUGUUUAAGGGUGUAUAUCAUGAGUUUCAUAUUUUGCCAAAAAACGAACUCCCUAAAAACGUAGAUUAUGGUAUUUCCUUUACAACUGUUACAAUAGAUGUUCCAAUAUAUUUACGAUGGCUUUUGAAUCAAUUCACAAGUGCCGGUGGCGUAACUCAAAAGGCUCACCUUAAUCAUCUCAAUGACGCAGAUGAACCUAAUGUAGAUUUUGUUAUAAACUGUACGGGUGUCAAUGCACGAAAUUUUGGCGGCGUAGAUGAUGAUAAGGUAUUCCCUACUAGAGGGCAGAUUGUGGUCGUUUCGGCACCACAUAUAAAAUUCGCCAAAUCACUUCAGGAAGAGGACGGUACAUACACAUAUAUAAUCCCUCGAGAAUGUGGUGAAGUGAUCCUAGGAGGAACUAUGGAUGUCAACAAUUACGACACAACACCGGAUCCAAAAACUGCAGAAUCGAUCCUUAACCGCUGCAUUAAACUUUGUCCAGAAUUAACCCAAGACAAAGAUUUAUCCAGUGUACACAUAUUGAGACAUGUCGUUGGGCUACGUCCAUCAAGAAAAGGUGGUAUUCGACUUGAAACUGAAGUAAGGCGAAAUUCUGUUGGUAAAGACGUCAUAAUUUGUCAUAAUUAUGGUCACCAUUCUUACGGGUAUAUAAUGAGCUGGGGUUCAGCAAUAGAAGUAUUAGAUCUUAUUAAAUCAGUAAAAAGUCAGAAGGAAGCUAGGCUAUAA
This is a messenger RNA of Funneliformis mosseae, 1036 nucleotides long. The record is from the annotation of a GenBank genome assembly. NCBI's taxonomy places the organism in Eukaryota, Fungi, Glomeromycota, Glomeromycetes, Glomerales, Glomeraceae.